UCGAAGCGGGGUGUCUGGUCCCUCCCGGCUUUCCGUCCGCCGGGGCCGGCUGCCCGAGCCGGUGAGGGCUGCCAUAUUGCGAAGGCUCCCGGCGCCCGAUCGGCCCGGUGUGGUCCCGACAGGUCCGCAGAGCAGCCUCGGCAGCUCCGGGGAGCAGCAAAAUGUUCAGGAUCCCUGUGAGAAGGGCCUUGGUGGGCCUUUCCAAAUCCCCUAAAGGAUGUGUUCGAACAACUGCCACAGCUGCAAGCAACUUGAUUGAAGUAUUUGUCGAUGGUCAGUCCGUCAUGGUGGAACCAGGGACAACCGUCCUCCAAGCGUGUGAGAAAGUCGGCAUGCAGAUACCUCGCUUCUGUUACCAUGAAAGGCUGUCUGUUGCUGGAAACUGCAGAAUGUGCCUUGUGGAAAUAGAGAAAGCACCUAAGGUUGUAGCUGCAUGUGCCAUGCCAGUAAUGAAGGGUUGGAAUAUUCUGACAAACUCAGAAAAAUCCAAGAAAGCCCGAGAAGGUGUGAUGGAGUUCUUACUAGCAAAUCACCCACUGGACUGCCCUAUUUGUGACCAAGGAGGUGAAUGUGAUCUCCAGGACCAAUCCAUGAUGUUUGGAAGUGAUAGGAGCCGAUUUUUAGAGGGGAAACGUGCUGUGGAGGACAAGAAUUUGGGGCCAUUGGUGAAGACUAUCAUGACCAGAUGCAUACAGUGCACUCGCUGCAUCAGGUUUGCAAGUGAGAUUGCAGGCGUGGAUGAUUUGGGAACAACAGGCAGAGGAAAUGAUAUGCAAGUUGGCACAUACAUUGAAAAGAUGUUCAUGUCGGAGCUGUCUGGAAAUAUCAUUGAUAUCUGCCCUGUAGGUGCACUAACUUCCAAACCUUAUGCUUUUACUGCGCGGCCUUGGGAGACAAGAAAGACAGAAUCCAUUGAUGUUAUGGAUGCAGUUGGAAGUAAUAUUGUGGUUAGCACAAGGACUGGAGAGGUGAUGAGAAUCUUGCCACGUAUGCAUGAGGACAUCAACGAAGAGUGGAUAUCUGAUAAAACCAGAUUUGCCUAUGAUGGGCUAAAACGUCAAAGACUUACGGAGCCAAUGGUCAGAAACGAAAAGGGGCUUUUAACCUAUACCUCCUGGGAGGAUGCACUGUCUCGUGUGGCUGGAAUGUUGCAGAGUUUUCAAGGCAAGGAUGUGGCAGCGAUUGCAGGUGGCUUGGUGGAUGCUGAGGCCCUAGUAGCUCUCAAAGAUUUGCUUAAUAGAGUGGAUUCUGACUUGUUAUGCACCGAAGAGAUAUUCCCCACUGCAGGAGCAGGCACAGAUUUGCGUUCCAAUUAUCUCCUUAAUUCCAAAAUUGCGGGUGUGGAAGAGGCAGAUGUUGUUCUUCUGGUUGGUACAAAUCCACGUUUUGAGGCACCACUGUUUAAUGCGAGAAUUAGAAAGAGUUGGCUUCAUAAUGACUUAAAAGUGGCCCUUAUAGGCAGUCCAGUGGACCUCACUUACAGAUACAAUCAUCUGGGAGACUCUCCCCAAAUUCUUCAGGACAUUGCUGCUGAUACCCAUCCGUUCAGCCAGGUCCUAAAGGAAGCUAAAAAGCCAAUGGUUGUGUUAGGCAGUUCUGCACUCCAAAGAAAUGAUGGGGCAGCAAUUCUGGCAGCCGUUUCCAGCAUCGCACAGAAAAUUAGGAUGACUAGUGGUGUUGCUGAUGAUUGGAAAGUUAUGAAUAUCCUUCAUAGGAUCGCAAGCCAAGUAGCUGCUCUGGAUCUUGGCUAUAAACCCGGGGUGGAAGCAAUUAGAAAGCAUCCUCCCAAAGUGUUGUUUCUCCUGGGAGCAGAUGGAGGCUGUAUCACGCGACAGGAUUUACCAAAGGAUUGUUUCAUCGUUUAUCAAGGACAUCAUGGUGAUGUUGGGGCUCCCACAGCUGAUGUCAUUCUCCCAGGAGCUGCUUACACAGAGAAGUCUGCUACUUACGUCAACACCGAGGGCAGAGCCCAGCAGACCAAAGUAGCAGUGACGCCUCCUGGCUUGGCUAGAGAAGACUGGAAAAUCAUCAGAGCCCUUUCUGAGAUUGCCGGUUUAACUCUUCCAUAUGAUACUCUGGAUCAAGUGAGAAAAAGACUUGAGGAAGUUGCUCCUAAUCUUGUUAGGUAUGAUGAUGUUGAAGGAGCUAACUACUUCCAGCAAGCCAGUGAGCUCUCCAAGCUUGUGAAUCAGCAGUUUCUUGCUGACCCUCUUGUUCCACCUCAGCUAACAAUAAAAGAUUUCUACAUGACAGAUUCAAUCAGCAGAGCCUCCCAGACGAUGGCCAAGUGUGUUAAAGCUGUUACAGAGGGUGCCCAGGCAGUAGAGGAACCGUCCAUAUGCUAAACCAUCUGCUGGGAUGGACAGUUGCAUUGGAAUGAUUGCUUGGAGGUGUAUCAAUUUGAGAAAAAAAUCUGAAUGAUACUGUAUUUAAUGUUAUACCAUGCUUAUAUGAAAAUGAAACUGUAGUUAUGAGAGACUUGGCAGUUUCAGAAAAAUGUGUGUUGUAUGUAAACAUUGUUAAAUUGUUAAUAAAGCUCUCAAGAUACUGCUUCAUGAAAAGCAUUGAUGCUUGUGAUGAAUACAAAGAUUUUUGUUUAGUUUCGUAAUGUUAUGUUUAUAAAAUAGGAGAAAAG
Molecule: messenger RNA, 2635 nt
Organism: Ochotona princeps (American pika)
Lineage: Eukaryota; Metazoa; Chordata; Mammalia; Lagomorpha; Ochotonidae
Gene: NDUFS1
Product: NADH:ubiquinone oxidoreductase core subunit S1
Exons: 19
Coding region: 162-2345 (727 amino acids)
Biological process (GO): ATP synthesis coupled electron transport
Cellular component (GO): membrane
Molecular function (GO): NADH dehydrogenase (ubiquinone) activity; iron-sulfur cluster binding
Source: RefSeq, a predicted model, not a curated record